Molecule: messenger RNA, 1855 nt
Organism: Aspergillus saccharolyticus JOP 1030-1
Lineage: Eukaryota; Fungi; Ascomycota; Eurotiomycetes; Eurotiales; Aspergillaceae
Product: WD repeat PRP19 family protein
Exons: 5
Coding region: 28-1446 (472 amino acids)
Biological process (GO): mRNA splicing, via spliceosome; protein ubiquitination; DNA repair
Cellular component (GO): Prp19 complex; cytoplasm; U2-type catalytic step 1 spliceosome
Molecular function (GO): protein binding; ubiquitin protein ligase activity
Source: RefSeq, a predicted model, not a curated record
CCCAUCCACCAUCACAUUCACAUAAACAUGCUGUGCGCAAUCUCAGGAGAGGCACCACAAGUGCCCGUCGUCUCGCCUAAGAGCGGCAGUGUCUUCGAGAAGCGGCUUAUUGAGGCAUACAUCGCAGAGAACGGAAAGGAUCCCGUGAACGGGGAGGAGCUUGCCGCAGACGAGCUGAUCGAGGUCAAAUCCCAGCGCGUCGUUCGGCCCAGACCUCCCACCCUGACCUCGAUUCCCUCGUUGCUCAGCGUCUUCCAGGAGGAGUGGGACGCUCUGGCUCUCGAGACCUACACGCUACGACAGACUUUGGCACAGACCCGGCAGGAAUUGAGCGCGGCGCUCUACCAGCACGAUGCCGCCGUUCGGGUGAUUGCCCGGUUGACGAAAGAAAGGGACGAAGCCCGCGAUGCACUGUCGAAGGUUACUGUCAGUGCCAAGGGCGAUGGUGAGGCUAUGCAGGUCGAUGCGACCGGUCUGCCUGAGGCGGUUCUCGCUCGCGUGGAAAGUACACAGGCUGCACUCUCCAAAACCCGUCGCAAGCGUCCUAUCCCCGAGGGCUGGGCUACGAGUGAGAAUAUCUCCGCCUUCAAGCCUACACAAACCUCCGAGACCCUUCAGUCCGGCGCGAGGACAUUGUCUGUCAACUCGUCUGGAGAAUUGGCUAUCGUUGGCGGCGCAGAGGGCACGGCCAGCGUAUAUUCCGUCUCCCAGAAACAGCUCGCUCAGACUCUUCAAGCAAGCGGGCCCGUCACCAGUGCUGCAUGGGCUGGUGACAAAGCCAUCAUUGCCUCGUCUACGGGUUCUGUCAAGGUGUUCGAGAAUGGAAACGAAGUGGCAAGCUUCAGCUCUCACGCGGGAGCAGCGACGGCCGUGGCCGUGCAUGCUACUGGCGACAUUGUGGCUUCCGUCGGUGCUGACAAGAGCUACGUGCUGUAUGACCUGACGACGAACGCCGUCAUCACCCAGAUCUUCAGCGAUGCCUCCCUUCUCUCCGUUCAUUUCCACCCUGACGGGCACCUCCUUGCUGCUGGUGGUCAGGAUGGCCAAAUCAAGAUUUUCGACGUCAAGACCGGUGCUGCUGCCGCCAGCUUCUCGAUGUCCGCCCCUGUCAAGGAUCUGUUCUUUUCCGAGAACGGCACUUUCUUGGCUGCCGUGGCUGAGAAAUCCACAACCGUGUCUAUUUGGGACCUCCGCAACGGUCAAGAAAUUAAGGUGAUCGAGACGGGCAGCCAGGUUGACUCGAUCAACUGGGACUACACCGGACAAUUCCUGCUCACGGCCGGACCCAGCGGAUUGACGGUGAACCAAUACUCCAAGGCGGCCAAGUCAUGGACAGAGUCUCUGCGGAGCGCCGUACCCGCGGUGGCAGCGGUCUGGGGUUCCGCGGCUCAAAGCAUUGUGGCGCUGAACACCGAGGGAGGUGUGACGGAACUCGCCGCAGAGUAAUUCUGAUUGAUACCUGGUGAAACUGGACUGAAAAUCAACAACAAUGUUUGCCCUGUAAUUCUAGCUGGUUCUGGUUUCAACUCGAUCAUUUGUGAACGGCGUCUCUACUUGGAAUCUCUUCAAUGUUUUUUUUUUUUUUCUUUUUCUUGGUGUUGUAUUUCUUUGCCACCAAGCCAGACCACGAUAGGGGAUAAGUAGAGUUCAGAGAUCCAGGAUGCAAAAAAGAAGAAAGAAAAAGAAAGAGAAGUGUGUUGAUGGUUAAAUGAGCACGCAUAGAAAUUGAGUUGUUACACCACGAGUGUUGAAGAGCGUCACCGAUUACAUACUCCGGAGUAGUUAAAAUGACUCUGGAUUAUUAUUCACCACCAACUGCUCUGUUUGUUAUGUCGAGAGCAUGUCGGUGCCCAGU